UUCGAACCCAGAGGACGUCGGGACCUCUUCUAUAUUCUCCCCCCCACUUCGCCCGGAGACAUGGAUCUAUGGUUUCAUUCGAUCCGGAUUUGCUGGUGGAGGGUUUUGUUUCUGAUGAGUGUUUUCCAGGACUAUCUGAGCUCCAUGCUGGACUGCCCGCCGACCUGCAGCUGCUCUCAAACAGAGAUCUAUUGCAAUAAGUCCGACAACGGCAGGUUUUUCCCUUUACUCGCCCUGCAAGACACUGGGAGCAAUGGGACCAGCGUUGACAUAGCGGAGUUAUUCAAAAACAUCACCUCUAUACACAUAGAGAACUGGACAGGAUUGCAGACUCUGAGAGACGUCGAUAUGGAGCUCUACACUGGACUACAGAGACUAACUAUCAUGAAUUGUAACCUGAAGGUGAUCCAGGCUCGAGCGUUUGCUCAGAACCCACACCUACGCUACAUAAACUUGUCAAAGAAUCCUCUCACCACUUUGUCAUGGCAGCUCUUCCAGCACCUCCAACUCUCCGAGCUGCGUCUGGAUGGCGUGGUGUUCGACUGCGGCUGUGACAUCCGCUGGAUCCAGCUGUGGCAGCAGAGAGGAGAAGCCGGGCUUAACAUGCAGCAGCUGUACUGCAGGAACGGAGCCUCCAAGAUACGACUGCACAACAUGUACAUCCACAACUGUGACUUGCCAGAGAUCAGCGUGAGCCACAGCAGUGUGUUGGUGAUGGAGGGUGACAAUGUGACGGUGAGCUGCAACGGAUCUGGUUCACCGCUGCCUGAAGUGGACUGGACUGUCAGCGGCCUGCAUUCCAUCAACACACACCUGUCGAAUGUCUACUGGCCCAACAUCCACUCCAUCAACCUGACCCUUUUCAACAUCAGCCGAGACGACAACAACUUCCAGCUGACGUGUAUUGCAGAGAACGUGGUGGGGAUGACCAACUCCUCCAUCCAGCUCAACGUACAGUUUCCUCCCGUCAUCCUGAGACUGGCUGAGCCUGAGCAGCGCCUUGAUACCUGCAUUGAAUUCACAGUACGAGGAUACCCCCACCCCAAGCUGCGCUGGUUCCACAAACAGAAGGAGAUUCUGCAGAAUGACUACAUUCGCACUGACAUGGACUUCUACCAGGACUACCUCGAGGGCUGUCUGACGUUCCAGAACCCGACACACAUCAACAACGGCAAUUACACUCUGGAGGCCAGCAACCCUCUAGGAACAGUCACCAAGACAGUAUAUGGUCACUUCCUGUUUGACCCUGACCCUGACAACAACACAGUGGAAGUAGAUCCGCAGUCAGAGGGAGGUUCAGGCCGACCAGAUGAAGAUACAUUCGGGGUUUCCAUCGCCGUGGGUUUGGCGGGCUUCGCUUGUGUCCUCCUCCUCGUCCUUUUUGUUCUCAUCAACAAAUACGGCCGACGCUCCAAAUUCGGUCCAGUAGCUGUGAUCAGCGGUGAGGAAGACUCUGCCAGCCCUCUUCAUCACGUCAACCACGGGAUUAUUACCCCCUGUACUCUGGAUGCGGGUCCUGAUGCGGUUGUCAUAGGGAUGACUCGCAUUCCUGUGGUAGAGAAUCCUCAGUACUUCAGACACGGACACAACUGCAACAAGCCAACCACCC
This is a messenger RNA of Stegastes partitus (bicolor damselfish), 1609 nucleotides long. Its product is annotated as NT-3 growth factor receptor. NCBI's taxonomy places the organism in Eukaryota, Metazoa, Chordata, Actinopteri, Pomacentridae. The transcript is spliced from 12 exons. Gene Ontology annotation, biological process: cell surface receptor protein tyrosine kinase signaling pathway; protein phosphorylation. Gene Ontology annotation, cellular component: plasma membrane. Gene Ontology annotation, molecular function: ATP binding; transmembrane receptor protein tyrosine kinase activity; protein binding. The annotation marks the transcript as partial. The record is from RefSeq and is a predicted model, not a curated record.